This is a messenger RNA of Coregonus sp. 'balchen', 43269 nucleotides long. Lineage: Eukaryota; Metazoa; Chordata; Actinopteri; Salmoniformes; Salmonidae. The record is from the annotation of a GenBank genome assembly.
AUGUCACUCGCAGUGGAAGUCGAAGAAAGCGUCCUCUGGCAACGGGGCUUCGCCGCCCUGGAUCAAGAGGUACCGGCGCCUUCGUCCUCUGUUCUGUCUCCCUCUCCGGUGGCUUCUACCUCGGGUUCAGAUCCUCAGAGCUCCCAUCCUCAUCAGACCGUGAGGCUGCCUGAGACGCCGGCCCAUUCAUCAUCUAUGAUGGAUACUACAGCCGGCUCGGGUCCAUCGGGCUCCAUUGCCCUUCGGUCCUCGAGGGGUUUGCGAAACCACUCGAGGCGAAAGAACGGACGGACCUCCUCAGCCAUUGCACCAGCUGUCGUCAUCGGCAGCUCUAUUGUAAGAAACAUCUUGUUCCCGGGGCAAAAACCCUGUGCUACCCAGGAGAAUGAAUACAGGACAUUACAAGGCUGCUUAUUUGCUCUUUUUUUUUGUUAUCUUAAACUGCAUUGUUGGUUAAGGGCUUGUAAGUAUGCGUUUCUCUGUAAUGUCUACACCUGCGCAUGUGGCAAAUAAAAUGUGAUUUGAUUUGAUUUGUAUGCAGUAAUAAUGUGCCUAUGAACCAGAGUGAUACUGUUAGCACUGAGCCGGUGUGCCCUAGUAGGAAGUCCACUAUCAGCUCCAAUAUAAAUAGCAUGUCUACUUCUGAUUAGCUUCCCAGUAAAGCAUUUUAAAAAAUCAAGCAACCCAGAAAAGUGCUAUGAAUAGCCCCUAUUAACAUAUGUAGCCUAAGAAACAAGGUUCAUGAAAUCAAUAAUUUGCUAGUAACAGAUGACAUUCAUAUUCUGACUAUCUCCGAAACUCACUUAGAUAAUACAUUUGAUGAUACAGUGGUAGCAAUCCAUGGUUAUGACAUCUACCGAAAAGACAGAAAUGCCAAUGGGGGCAGUGUUGCGGUCUAUAUUCAGAACCACAUUCCUGUAAAGCCUAGAGAGGAUCUCAUGUUAAAUACUGUUUAAGUAAUAUGCCUACAGGUUCAGAUGCCUCACCUAAAGCCCAUUCUUGUGGGAAGCUGCUAUAGACCACCAAGUGCUAACAGUCAGUAUCUGGAUAACAUGUGUGAAAUGCUUGAUAAUGUAUGUGAUAUCAACAGAGAGGUAUAUUUUCUGGGUGAUUUAAAUAUUGACUGGCUUUCAUCAAGCUGCCCACUCAAGAAAAAGCUUCAAACUGUAACCAGUGUCUGCAACCUGGUUCAGGUUAUCAGUCAACCUACCAGGGUAGUUAAAAACAGCACAGGAAUGAAAUCAUCAAAAUGUAUUGAUCACAUCUUUACUAAUGCUGCAGAAAUCUGCUUUAAAGCAGCAUCCAAAUCCAUAGAUCCAUAGGAUGUAGUGAUCACAAUAUAGUAGCCAUAUCUAGGAAAACCAAAGUUCCAAAGGCUGGGCAUAAUAUAGUGUAUAAGAGGUCAUACAAUAAAUUCUGUAGUGAUUCUUAUGUUGAUGAUGUAAAUAAUAUUUGUUGGUCCGUGGUGUGUAAUGAGUAGCAACCAGACCCUGCACUUGACACAUUUAUGCAAUUGCUUAUUCCAGUUACUAAUAAGCAUGCACCCAUUAAGAAAACGACUGUAAAAACAGUGAAAUACCCUUGGAUUGAUGGGGAAUUGAAAAAUGUUAUGGUUGAGAGGGAUGAGGCAAAAGGUAUGGCAAAUAAGUCUGGCUGCACAACCGAUUGGUGCACAUCCAAUCAUGUGACUAAACUAAAUAAAAAGAAGAAUAAAAUAUACUAUGAAACAAAAAUACAUGAUAUAAAGAAUAAUACUAAAAAGCUUUGGAGCACCUUCAAUGACAUUUUGGGCAAAAAGUCAAACGGCUCAUACAUCAUAUUGGCAUCAUAUUGAUAUUGGCAACUACUUUAAUGUUUUUUCAUUGGCAAGAUUAACAAAUUUAGGCAUGACAUUCCAGCAACUGUUAGAAAUUGCGUAAUUCAAAUCUGGUAUUGGAAUAAGAAUCAAGAGAUCUUCAAUCCAAGCUUAAUUUAUUAUAUGCAAAAUGUAUGUAUGAUAAGUAUGAAGGUUCGUAUAUACGGGUCCACUGAAAUACCACGCAGGGCACUCAGAGAACUAAACUAUUGUUUACAGGUUCUUUCUCAAAUACUCUGACAGAGAGUUCCCACCUCUUCUGUUGGCCAAUCAGAGUAAAGGACUGAGUGUGGUUUAGACUUUACUCAGCCAAUCCAUUGGCGCACGGGUUAGUCCCAAUCCCUUGGUGCUCCACCCCUUGGCACUCCACCGUUCCCAGGCAUAAGUUGCUAUCAUAAUAACCUGUCGAGUCAGCACCCAAUCUGUACUCUAUGUACCUACGUUCAAGUACGGUUUCACAGACAACAAAGAGAGAGUGUUCGUAUCUGUAAGAAAUACAAGUCUUAUCUGUCCUACCCCUAACGUUCCUUACAUGAAUCACAGCCUGUUAUGUGAAAAAAUUUAUAUCAGUAUAGUACAAACCUAUGCUUAUCAUUAAUGCAUUCCUUCUAAGUUAUUCAUCACAUACAGAUCCAAUUAUGAGAAAAAUAGAACCCAACACAACAAAUGCUGACACUACACAUCCAAGUACAGUGGGGAAAAAAAUUAUUUAGUCAGCCACCAAUUGUGCAAGUUCUCCCACUUAAAAAGAUGAGAGAGGCCUGUAAUUUUCAUCAUAGGUACACGUCAACUAUGACAGACAAAAUGAGAAAAAAAAAUCCAGAAAAUCACAUUGUAGGAUUUUUAAUGAAUUUAUUUGCAAAUGAUGGUGGAAAAUAAGUAUUUGGUCACCUACAAACAAGCAAGAUUUCUGGCUCUCACAGACUUGUAACUUCUUCUUUAAGAGGCUCCUCUGUCCUCCACGUGUUACCUGUAUUAAUGGCACCUGUUUGAACUUGUUAUCAGUAUAAAAGACACCUGUCCACAACCUCAAACAGUCACACUCCAAACUCCACUAUGGCCAAGACCAAAGAGCUGUCAAAGGACACCAGAAACACAAUUGUAGACCUGCACCAGGCUGGGAAGACUGAAUCUGCAAUAGGUAAGCAGCUUGGUUUGAAAAAAUCAACUGUGGGUGCAAUUAUUUGGAAAUGGAAGACAUACAAGACCACUGAUAAUCUCCCUCGAUCUGGGGCUCCACGCAAGAUCUCACCCGUGGGGUCAAAAUGAUCACAAGAACGGUGAGCAAAAAUCCCAGAACCACACGUGGUGACCUAGUGAAUGACCUGCAGAGAGCUGGGACCAAAGUAACAAAGCCUACCAUCAGUAACACACUACGCCGCCAGGGACUCAAAUCCUGCAGUGCAAGACGUGCCCCCCUGCUUAAGCCAGUACAUGUCCAGGCCCGUCUGAAGUUUGCUAGAGUGCAUUUGGAUGAUCCAGAAGAGGAUUGGGAGAAUGUCAUAUGGUCAGAUGAAACCAAAAUAUAACUUUUUGGUAAAAACUAAACUCGUCGUGUUUGGAGGACAAAGAAUGCUGAGUUGCAUCCAAAGAACACCAUACCUACUGUGAAGCAUGGGGGUGGAAACAUCAUGCUUUGGGGUUGUUUUUCUGCAAAGGGACCAGGACGACUGAUCCGUGUAAAGGAAAGAUUGAAUGGGGCCAUGUAUUGUGAGAUUUUGAGUGAAAACCUCCUUCCAUCAGCAAGGGCAUUGAAGAUGAAACGUGGCUGGGUCUUUCAGCAUGACAAUGAUCCCAAACACACCACCCGGGAAACGAAGGAGUGGCUUCGUAAGAAGCAUUUCAAGGUCCUGGAGUGGCCUAGCCAGUCUCCAGAUCUCAACCCCAUAGAAAAUCUUUGGAGGGAGUUGAAAGUCUGUGUUGCCCAGCGACAGCCCCAAAACAUCACUGCUCUAGAGGAGAUCUACAUGGAGGAAUGGGCCAAAAUACCAGCAAUAGUGUGUGAAAACCUUGUGAAGACUUACAGAAAACGUUUGACCUGUGUCAUUGCCAACAAAGGGUAUAUAACAAAGUAUUGAGAGACUUUUGUUAUUGACCAAAUACUUAUUUUCCACCAUAAUUUGCAAAUAAAUUCAUAAAAAAUCCUACAAUGUGAUUUUCUUGAUUUUUUUUCCUCAUUUUGUCUGUCAUAGUUGACGUGUACCUAUGAUGAAAAUUACAGGCCUCUCUCAUCUUUUUAAGUGGGAGAACUUGCACAAUUGGUGGCUGACUAAAUACUUUUUUCCCCCACUGUAUAUCUGACCAAAUUAUGAAAGACAAGCAUUGUACUUUGGAUGAAGUGAAAAAAGUAUUGUUGUCUAUCAACAACGACAAGCCACCGGGGUCUGACAACUUGGGUGGAAAAUUACUGAGGAUAAUAGUGGACGAUAUUGCCACUCCUAUUUGCCAUAUCUUCAAUUUAAGCCUACUAGAAAGUGUGUGCCCUCAGGCCUGGAGGGAAGCAAAAGUAAUUAUGUUACCCAAGAAUAGUAAAGCCCCCUUUAAUGGCGCAAAUAGCCGACCAAUCAGCCUGUUCCCAACCCUUAGUAAACUUUUGGAAAAAAGGGUGUUUGACCAGAUACAAUGCUUUUUUACAGUGAACAAAUUGACAACUGACUUUCAGCACGCUUAUAGGGAAGGACAUUCAACAAGCACAGCACUUACACAAAUAACUGAUGAUUGGCUGAGUGAAAUUGAUGAUAAAAAGAUUGUGGGAGCUGUUUUGUUAGACUUCAGUUCGGCUUUUGACAUUAUCGAUCAUAGUCUGCUGCUGGAAAAACGUAUGUGUUAUGGCUUUACACACCCUGCUACAUUGUGUAUAAAGAGUUACCUGUCUAACAGAACACAGAGGGUGUUCUUUAAUGGAAGCCUCUCCAACAUAAUCCAGAUAGAAUCAGGAAUUCCCCAGGGCAGCUGUCUAGGCCCCUUACUGUUUUCAAUCUUUACUAACGACAUGCCACUGGCUUUGAGUAAAGCCAGUGUGUCUAUGUAUGCGGAUGACUCAACACUAUACACGUCAGCUACUACAGUGACUGAAAUGACUGCAACACUUAACAAAGAGCUGCAGUUAGUUUCAGAAUGGGUGGAAAGGAAUAAGUUAGUCCUAAAUAAUUCAAAAACUAAAAGCAUUGUAUUUGGGGCAAAUCAUUCACUAAACCCUAAACCUCAACUAAAUCUUGUGGGAAUUGAGCAAGUUGAGGUGACUAAACUACUUGGAGUAACCCUGGAUUGUAAACUGUCAUUGUCAAAGCAUAUUGAUACAUUUACAUUUUAGUCAUUUAGCAGAUGCUCUUAUCCAGAGCAACUUACAGUUAGUGAGUGCAUACAUUUUUCAUACUGGCCCCCCGUGGGAAACAAACUCACAACCCUGGCGUUGCAAGCGCCAUGCUCUACCAACUGAGCUACACGGGGCCCUGAUACAACAGUAGCUAAGAUGGGGAGAAGUCUGUCCAUAAUAAAGCGCUGCUCUGCCUUCUUAACAAUAUCAACAAUUGACGCACCUGGACUACUGUUCAGUCGUGUAGUCAGGUGCCACAAAGAGGGACUUUACAAUUGGCUCAGAGCAGGGCAGCACGGCUGGCCCUUAAAAGUCCAUGGGGAGCUAACAUUAAUGAUAUGCAUGUCAAUCUCUCAUGGCUCAAAGUGGAAGAGAGAUUGACUUCAUCACUACUUGUUUUAAAAAAAGUUUAGACAAGCUGAAUGUACCGAGCUGUCUGUUUAAACUACUGGCAUACAGCUCGGACACCCAUGCAUACCCCACAAGUGUCACGCCCUGGCUCUGGGGACUCUUCAAUGUUGAACCAGGGUGUGGACUUGUUAUGUUUAGUUUUCUAUGGGUUUUGUUCUAGAUCGUUUAUUUCUAUGUUGGCCAGGGUGGUUCCCUAUCAGAGACAGCUGUAGCUCGUUGUCUCUGAUUGGGGACCAUACUUAGGCAGCCUGUGUUCACUAGUUGAUUGUGGGAUCUUGUUCCGUUUGGUGUGUUAUGACCUAGGACUUCACGUAUCGUUUUGUUGUUUUGGUUCGUGUGUACACUUCAAUAAAGUAUGUACGCCUAUCACGCUGCGCCUUGGUCCGCUUCUCAUAACGAUCAUGACAACAAGACAUGCCACCAGAGGUCUCUUCACAAUCCACAAGUCCAGAACAAACUAUGGGAGGCGCACAGUACUACAUAGAGCCAUGACUACAUGGAACUCUAUUCCACAUCAGGUAACUGAUGCAAGCAGUAAAAUUAGAUUUUAAAAAACAGGUAAAAAUCCACAUUAUGGAACAGCGGGGACUGUGAAGAGACACACACAAAGGUACAGAUACACGCAUUCGCACACAAACGCUAGCACACACACUCUACACACACGUACAUUGUGAUAUUGUUGUAUGGUGGUAGUAUACAUUUUGUAUUGUAGAUAGGUAGUGGUGUAAUAAUGUUAUAUGAUGGACUGUUUUAUCUUUUGUUUUAUAUGUAAUGUAAGUGCCUUAAUGUGUUUGGACCCCAGGAAUAGUAGAUGCUGCCUUGGCAACAGCUAAUGGGGAUCCCUAAUAAAUACAAAUACAAACCCAUAGAUACUUACAGAAACUUGUGGAAACUCAUAGCAACCCAUAGAAACUUUCAGAAACUCAUAGAAAUGUAUUAAGACUCAUAGCAACUCAUAGCAACUCAUUGAAACUCAUAGCAACCCAUAGAAACGCAUAGCAACCCAUAGCAACGCAUACCAACCCAUAGCAACACAUAGAAUCUCAUAGAAACUCAUUGCAACCCAUAGAAACUCAUAGCAACACACACGUAGAAACUCAUAAAAACUCAUAGUAACCCAUAGAAACUCGUAGCAACCCAUGUAAACUCAUAGCAACCAUCUAAACUCAUAAAAAUUCAUAUCAACCCAUAGAAACUCAAAGCAACCCAUAGAAACUCAUAGCAACCCAUAGAAACUCAUAGCAACUCAUUAAAACUCAUAGAAACUCAAAGGAACCCAUAGAAACUCAUAGCAACCCAUAAAAACUAAUAUAAACUCAUUGCAACCCAUAGAAACUCAUAGCAGCACACCCAUAGAAACUCAUAAAAAGUCAUAGCACCCCAUAGAAACUCAUAAAAAGUCAUAGCACCCCAUAGAAACUCAUAAAAAGUCAUAGCACCCCCCUCUCUCUCUCUCUCUCUUUAUGUGUGUUUCCCCAUGGAAAUCUAAUUAGCUUAAUAAAAACAUCCCCAUAAAAACAUGUCAGUCUAAGCUAGAGAUCUCUCUCUCUGUGUGUGUGUGCGUGUCUGCAUGUGUGUGUGCAAGCAGGUCUUCUAUCAAAUCUAAUCCAAGUAAAUAGUCAAAUGACAAUCAAACAAUGACAUCAUGCACACGGUUCAUAUCUGUCUAUUGAUAGUCAAGUUGAAUGCCGUAAGGCUGUUAAAUUCCCGUCUGCGUGUUUUACAUGACCAUAAAGCACUUCUCUAGAGAACACUAAAACACUAGAACACUAACCCCCCGUGGAAAUCUAAUUAGCAUUAUGAAAAAAUACCCAUAAAAUUCCAUCAGUUUAAGCUAGAGAUAUCUGCUUGCUAACAGGCUUCAUAAGACUAUUCUGUGAGAUAAAAUAAGGGGUUAAAUGCAUGUACAAAAAAUAAAAAAUAACCCUAACCCCUAACCCCUAACCCUAACCCCUAACCCCUAACCCUAACCCUAAUGUUUCCUGUUCUUUAUUAUAUCUCUCAGAUAUAAGACAGACACUGUUGUUCCAUGUAGUGAAUCUGUUGUUCAAUGUGUUUGUAUGGGCUAAUAGCAGUAAGGACUAUCUGUUGUUCCAUGCAGUGAAUCUGUUAUUCAUUUUACAUUACAUUUACAUUUUAGUCAUUUAGCAGACGCUCUUAUCCAGAGCGACUUACAGUUAGUGAAUACAUAUUUGUUUUUAUACUGGCCCCCCGUGGGAAUCAAACCCACAACCCUGGCGUUGCAAAUGCCAUGCUCUAUCAACUGAGCUACAUCCCUGCCGGCCAUUCCCUCCCCUACCCUGGACGACGCUGGGCCAAUUGUGCGCCGCCCAUGAGUCAAUGUGUUUGUAUGGGCUAAUAGCAGUAAGGACUAUCUGUUGUUCCAUGUAGUGAAUCUGUUAUUCAAUGUGUUUGUAUGGGCUAAUAGCAGUAAGGACUAUCUGUUGUUCCAUGUAGUGAAUCUGUUAUUCAAUGUGUUUGUACGGGCUAAUAGCAGUAAGGACUAUCUGUUGUUCCAUGUAGUGAAUCUGUUAUUCAAUGUGUUUGUAUGGGCUAAUAGCAGUAAGGACUAUCUGUUGUUCCAUGUAGUGAAUCUGUUAUUCAAUGUGUUUGUACGGGCUAAUAGCAGUAAGGACUAUCUGUUGUUCCAUGUAGUGAAUCUGUUAUUCAAUGUGUUUGUAUGGGCUAAUAGCAGUAAGGUCAAAAAUAUGUUUUUACAACAAAAAAAUUGAUACUUCAAGGAGUCUUAAAAUUCAAAAUCAAAUAGCUAAAUUAUCCUUGGUAUGACCUUUUAAAAACAAUUCCAUAUAGCUUAGUAGUACCCAGUCUUAGACAGAGUUUAGACUCUUAUGGAUUAAAUGGACUCUGAAUCUCUUCAUGUUGCUUUCCCACUGUCUCAUCUUUUCAGAUGCAAAUGGCCUUUGGUGUGUGUAUGCGUGCGUGUGUGUAUGUGUGUGUGUGUGUAUGCGUGCGUGUGUGUAUGUGUGUGUGUAUGUGUGCGUGUGUGUGUGUGUGUGUGUGUAUGUGUGCGUGUGUGUGUGUGUUUGUGUCUGUGUUUGUGUCUGUGUGUUCCUCUGUUAGAAAAAGGAGGAAGAGUGCUGAUGAGUUACAUAAUCACACUGAAGACACACACACACAAACACACACACACACACACACACACACACACACCAGGUUGUAGGUGAGAUUGCCAUGGGUAAAGUCCAGUACACUUGUCUGUCUUUAGAUUAAGGUGUGGUUUUAUACAGGCCUGUAGAACAAACAGUGACUCAGUCACUCUGAAAGACUCUGCUGUAUUGCAGAGUACUGUUCAGUAUUAUUAGAUACAUCAAAGAUGUUCAACAGAUAUAUCCUGACUGUACCUGGUAUUUGCCCUUUUCAACUCAAUGACAACAGUAGUAUAGGUAACCCUAUCCCUAACAGUAGGACAAGCUGCAAGCUGGGCACAACUGGAGGAGUAGAAAGAUGAAGUAUAUUAGACAGAAACGGAAUGCCCUUAUAUCUGUCUGUUGGGUGUUCCUGUCUAUAUUCACCUGACCUCAUUUAUCAAACUACAGCAAUUAGAAGUGAAUGGCCUUCAUAACUAUACAUGGACAAGAUCCAAAACAUUACCACCUCCUCCCUCUCUCUCUCUCUCUCUCUCUCUCUCUCUCUCUCUCUCUCUCUCUCUCUCUCUCUCUCUCUCUCUCUCUCUCUCUCUCUCUCUCUCUCUCUCUCUCUCUCUCUCUCUCUCUCUCUCUCCCAGGUAGUUAGUUAGGUCAUGUGAUCUAGCAGGGUAAAGGUGGACUGUAGUUCUGUCCCACUGACACAUUCUGCUCUGACAGCCACUCAGCGAGGUGCCUCAGAUUCUUUCCCCGAUUAAACUUCCUCCCGGCCUCAACUCGACUGGGACCCCCGUUGCCAUGUCCAUCAGCCGGAAGAACUGGUCGGCGCUGUCCCGGUAAGAGCUGGGUUAGGGGUUAUGCCUGAUGUAUAUGCGUUUUGUUUUGCCGGUUGUCUAGUCCGCAUUUUCCGUACUUGACGCACAUGUGCUUCACUUUUCAACUAGCUAAAAGCUAGUUAGUUGGUGUCAGUGUGUGUGCACUUCCAUUUGUAAAGAAACACACGAAUUGAAAAUAUUGAAGCAUGCAGUACACCAAAUGUACCGCAAUCUAGUGCGCCAUCCCCAACAUAGCAUUACGGACUGCUCCUUUGACAAUCAAUGAUUUCUGCCUGAACGCAAAGACUUUGAUGUAUCUGCUGGACAUGAGGCUUUAGGGUGUGGUGACUUUCUGUCAGGAUUGGAACAAUAACUGUUAGCCUACGAUUCAUUUACAGUAUAGCUGCGCUGUCUGUUUUCGCUGUGGACAUAAAUAAUGAUUUAGAUGUUUAGAACAGAAUGUUGUUUUGUAAUUGUAAAAGGUUAAUGGUCUUCCGAGGUUUGUGACUGCUGUCGUUGAUCAUGACAUUGAUAAGGAAAGUGAAAACUGGUCCUGUGAUAUUGCUGUUGCUAACCCCCUAAGGUCGAUGUGCGCUCCCCCGCGAAAAAAGUAAUUAGCAUAAUAUAAAAAAGCCCCAUAAAAAUCUGUCCAUUUAAACUAGAGAUACCUGGAUUGGAUGUGUCUCAGUCCACUGCAUCCACCUAUGUCACACUUCCGCAUCUGCGAUGAAAGGUGGCAGAGCUAGAGCGGUGUGUGUCAGGGUUAGGGUUAGGGUUCCCGAAAAGACAUCCCGAAAAUUGGUCUUCUCACAAAAUCAUAUGUAGCGUCCGAAAAGGUUUGGCCUACAAAUUACUACGACCCCUAUAAGCAUUUUGGGACUCGUCUGAAGUCGGUACAGCCGAUCUGCCAACUUCUGUCUAUAGUGUCCGAACAGUUUGGGCUACACACUAAUAACUAACCCUAAAGCCUCCAUGGAAAGGUGAGACUCUCACGAACACAUACAUGUCGGUUGUUCUGCUCUAGGACGCCCACGGGCCUCACAAGACUCAUCUGAAGGUCCCCGGUACCAGUUGAAAAAAUGAAUGGAAGUACUGUAUAAAUGGAGACUGUUUAGUGCACAAAAUAAGGGGUUAAAAACAUGUACAAAAAUAAAUACAUCUUGAUCUCUGUUAUAUAUCUCAGAUAUAGGACAGACACUUCAGAACAAACUUCCUUUAGAUUAUUUUUUUGGGGACAAUCUGUUGUUCCAUGUAGCGAAUCUGUUAUUCAAUGUGUUUGUAUGGGCUAAUAGCAGUAAAGCAUUAUGUUUCUCUUUGAUACUUCAAGGGGUUUUAAAAUAAAAAAUAAAAUAGCAAAAUGAUCCUUGGUGUGACCUUAAAACAAAUUCAUAUAGCUUAGUAGAAUGUGAUUUUGACCAUGGAAACACAGCACCCCUCCACACCAACUACCAUGAUCUCUGUUAACUUCUGACAAUAACCCCUGGUUGUAGAGAGUCUUGUAAGGAGUCUGAGUUUGAGUCAAGAGAUGCCCCGUCUGAGUUUGAUAUGAUGUUGUCGGGGUUUGAAGAAUUCCCUAUCUCUUAUCAGUCGGUCCUAUCCCGUUUCUGUCCCUGUUCUGUCUGUUGUCGCUGUUGCAUUAGAACAUUGGGUUAGUUAGUCUGGUCAGAGACAUUAUAUUUACUACUGUUUGUAUGGGCUAAUAGCAGUACAGACUAUAGUAGAACAUAGGGUUAGUUAGUCUGGUCAGAGACAUUAGGGUUAAAGAAAGGCUCAUGUGGGAAAAUUAAGCAGAGAUCGUUGAUCAGGUGUGCCUCCGCCGGGUCGAUAGGAAUUAGAUGUACCGUCUUAGAUAGCAUGUCACACAGAGUACCGUCUUAGAUAGCAUGUUACACAGAGUACCGUCUUAGAUAGCAUGUUACACAGAGUACCGUCUUAGAUAGCAUGUUACACAGAGUACCGUCUUAGAUAGCAUGUUACACAGAGUACCGUCUUAGAUAGCAUGUCACACAGAGUACCGUCUUGGAUAGCAUGUUACACAGAGUACCGUCUUAGAUAGCAUGUUACACAGAGUACCGUCUUAGAUAGCAUGUCACACAGAGUACCAUCUUAGAUAGCAUGUCACACAGAGUACCGUCUUAGAUAGCAUGUCACACAGAGUACCGUCUUAGAUAGCAUGUCACACAGAGUACCGUCUUAGAUAGCAUGUCACACAGAGUACCGUCUUAGAUAGCAUGUCACACAGAGUACCGUCUUAGAUAGCAUGUCACACAGAGUACCGUCUUGGAUAGCAUGUUACACAGAGUACCGUCUUAGAUAGCAUGUCACACAGAGUACCGUCUUAGAUAGCAUGUCACACCAUACUACUAACCCUAACCCUGUCAUCAGCUGUUCAUACUACUGUACCAUACUACUAACCCUAACCCUGUCAUCAGCUGUUCAUACUACUGUACCAUACUACUAACCCUAACCCUGUCAUCAGCUGUUCAUACUACUGUACCAUACUACUAACCCUAACCCUGUCAUCAGCUGUUCAUACUACUGUACCAUACUACUAACCCUAACCCUGUCAUCAGCUGUUCAUACUACUGUACCAUACUACUAACCCUAACCCUGUCAUCAGCUGUCCAUACUACUGUACCAUACUACUAACCCUAACCCUGUCUACUCUAUACUACUGGCUCAUACAGAUGAUUUGUGAAGCAUGUUGUGGUUAUGAAGACUUUAUGUCUGCUAUAUAAAGCCUUUUUGAGAUCUAAUGAGAACCUCAGCAGUCCCUAUAAUAGCCUAGGUCACUGCUGAACUGUGUGUGUGUCUGUGUGUAGCCUGGCCCGCCAGUGGACAGUGGAGGAUGAAGAGGAAGUGGAAAGGGAGAGGAGGAGGAAGGGGAGGAGCUAUAGCAGCACUGACCCUGACAACGACCUUUCACCUGGAAACGACCUUUCUCCUCGACACACUCCCGGAAACCAACCCACCAAUGACAACGCUCCAAGCAUCACCAGGUCAGUGAUCAAACAUAAUGGCGCCGGAGGAGAUGGCUGCUGUUUUACGGGCUCCUAACCAAUUGUGCUAUUUUGUGUGUUUUUUCGCAUUAUUUUCUAACUGAUUUUGUACAUAAUGUUUCUGCCACUGUCUCUUAUGACUGAAAAGAGCUUCUGGAAAUCAGGACAGUGAUUACUCACCUCAUACUAAACAAAUAUUAUUUCUUUAACGAGUCGGACGUGAAGGAUUUACUUCAGACACCCGACAAGGCCCAAAUCCCCGUCAUUCACAUGAAGAAGAGACAGAGAUAUCGGGGACUUUGGUCGGGGUAUCUGUCUCUACCAUCAGUCCUAUUAGCCAACGUACAAUCAUUGGAUAAUAAAAUGGAUGAGCUCCGAUCAAGAAUAUCCUACCAACUCUACAUUAAAAACUGUAAUAUCUUAUGUUUUACCGAGUCGUGGCUGAACGACGACAUGCAUAACAUACAGCUAGUGGGGUUUUCGGUGCAUCGGCAAGAUAGAACAGCUGCCUCUGGUAAGACAAGGGGUGGUGGUCUGUGUAUAUUUGUAAAUAACAGCUGGUGCACGAAAUCUAAUAUUAUGGAAGUCUCAAGGUUUUGCUCGCCUGAGGUAGAGUAUCUUAUGAUAAGCUGUAGACCACACUAUUUACCAAGAUAGUUUUCAUCUAUAUUUUUCAUAGCUGUCUAUUUACCACCACAAACUGAUGCUGGCACUAAGACCACACUCAACGAGCUGAAUAAGGCCAUAAGCAAACAGGAGAAAACGGUAAUCCAGAGGCGGCUCUCCUAGUGGCCGGGGACUUUACUGCAGGGAAACUUAAAUCCGUUUUACCUAAUUUCUACCAGCAUGUUAAAUGUGCAACCAGUGGAAAAAAAACUCUAGCCCACCUUUACUCCACACACAGAGACGCGUACAAAGCUCUCCCUCACCCUCCAUUUGGCAAAUCUGACCAUAAUUCUAUCCUCUUGAUUCCUGCUUACAAGCAAAAACUAAAGCAGGAAGUACCAGUGACUCGGUCAACACAGAAGUGGUCAGAUGAUGCAGAUGCUAAGCUACAGGACUGUUUUGCUAGCACAGACUGGAAUAUGUUCCGGGAUUCUUGCGAUGGCAUUAAGGUGUACACCACAUCAGUCACUGGCUUCAUCAAUAAGUGCAUCGAUGACGUCAUUCCCACAGUGACCGUACGUAAAUACCCCAACCAGAAGUCAUGGAUUACAGGCAACAUCCGCACUGAGCUAAAGGGUAGAGCUGCCGCUUUCAAGGAACGGGACUCUAACCCGGACGCUUAUAAGAAAUCCCGCUAUGCCUUCCGACGAACCAUCAAACAGGCAAAGCGUCAAUACCGGACUAAGAUUGAAUCGUACUACACUGGCUCUGACGCUCGUCGGAUGUGGCAGGGCUUGAAAACUAUUACAGACUACAAAGGGAAGCACAGCCGCGAGCUGCCCAGUGACAUGAGCCUACCAGACGAGCUAAAUUACUUUUAUGCUCGCUUCGAGGCAAGCAACACUGAAGCAUGCAUGAGAGCACCAGCUGGAUUACCAGGACGUGUACUCCGAGCAUGCGCUGACCAACUGGCAAGUGUCUUCACUGAGUCUGUAAUACCAACAUUUUUCAAGCAGACCACCAUAGUCCCUGUGCCCAAGAACACUAAGGUAACCUGCCUAAAUGACUACCGACCCGUAGCACUCACGUCUGUAGUCAUGAAGUGCUUUGAAAUGCUGGUCAUGGGUCACAUCAACACCAUUAUCCCAGAAACCCUAGACCCACUCCAAUUUGCAUACCGCCCCAACAGAUCCACAGAUGAUGCAAUCUCUAUUGAACUCCACACUGCCCUUCCCAUCUGGACAACAGGAACACCUACGUGAGAAUGCUAUUCUUUGACUACAGCUCAGCGUUCAACACCAUUGUGCCCUCAAAGCUCAUCACUAAGCUAAGAACCCUGGGACUAAACACCUCCCUCUGCAACUGGAUCCUGGACUUCCUGACGGGCCGCCCCCAGGUGGUAAGGGUAGGUAACAACACAUCCGCCAGGCUGAACCUCAACACGGGGGCCCCUCAGGGGUGCGUGCUCAGUCCCCUCCUGUACUCCCCGUUCACCCACGACUGCAUGGCCAGGCAUGACUCCAACACCAUCAUUAAGUUUGCCGACGACACAACAGUGGUAGGCCUGAUCAGCGAUGAGACAGCCUAUAGGGAGGAGGUCAGAGACCUGGCCGUGUGGUGCCAGGAUAACAACCUCUCCCUCAACGUGAUCAAGACAAAGGAGAUGAUUGUGGACCACAGGAAAAGGAGGACCGAGCACACCCCCAUUCUCAUCGACGGGGCUGUAGUGGAGCAGUUUGAGAGCUUCAAGUUUCUUGGCGACCCGGACUAUUUGCAUUGUCCCCCCAACCCCUCUUUUUACGCUGCUGCUACUCUCUGUUUAUUAUCUAUGCAUUGUCACUUUAAUAACUCUACCUACAUGUACAUAUUACCUCAAUUACCUUGACUAACCUGUGCCCCCGCACAUUGAUUCGGUACCGGUACCCCCUGUAUAUAGCCUCCCUACUGUUAUUUUACUGCUGCUCUUUAAUUAUUAAUUAUUUUUCUAUUUUUCUUCUUUUUUUAUUUUUACUUAUCUAUUUUUUACUUAACACUUAUUUUUCUUAAAACUGCAUUGUUGGUUAAGGGCUUGUAAGUAAGCAUUUCACUGUAAGGUCUACACCUGUUGUAUUCGGCGCAUGUGACAAAUACAGUUUGAUUUGAUUUGAAACACCUGUUAUCACACGCUCACACAGACACACACUGACAGACACUUCAAAGUGAGUUUUUCUCUGUAGAGAGAAUUUAGAAAUUGGAGAACAGCAAUUCAUUAUGUGUGUGUGUGUUACAGUGCGGAGGAGAAACUCCAGCUGGACUUUGUGGAUAUGAUCCGUGUUCGAGACGAGAGGAGGAGGAACAGACACGUAGAGACUCUCAGACGACAGAAAGAAGAGGAGGAGGGGAGAGAGGGAGGAGAGGAGGGGAGAGAGGGAGGAGAGGAGGGGAGAGAGGGAGGAGAGGAGGGGAGAGUGGAGCUAUUGGGGGAUGUGGAGGAGGGGGGGAGACAAACACCUCCAAUAGACACCCCCAUCCAACCCUCACCCUCAACCCCACCCUCAUCCAUAUUUUCACCCAUAUCCUCAACUCCACCCAUAACCACCCCUACACCUACCAACCCCUUAGAAAGACAGGUGAGAGGGAAGGAGGGUUCUAACCCCUACUAUACAGGGUGUGUACCUAGUGUUAACUCUAACCCCUACCAUACAGGGUGUGUACCUAGUGUUAACUCUAACCCUACCAUACAGGGUGUGUACCUAGUGUUUAACUAUAACCCUACCAACAGGGGUGUGUACCUAGGUUAAACGCUAACCUACCAUACAGGGUGUGUACCUAGUGUUAACUCUAACCCCUACCAUACAGGGUGUGUACCUAGUGUUAACUAUAACCCUACCAUACAGGGUGUGUACCUAGUGUUAACUCUAACCCUACCAUACAGGGUGUGUACCUAGUGUUAACUCUAACCCCUACCAUACAGGGUGUGUACCUAGUGUUAACUCUAACCCUACCAUACAGGGUGUGUACCUAGUGUUAACUAUAACCCCUACCAUACAGGGUGUGUACCUAGUGUUAACUCUAACCCCUACCAUACAGGGUGUGUACCUAGUGUUAACUAUAACCCCUACCAUACAGGGUGUGUACCUAGUGUUAACUAUAACCCUACCAUACAGGGUGUGUACCUAGUGUUAACUAUAACCCUACCAUACAGGGUGUGUACCUAGUGUUAACUCUAACCUAACCCUACCAUACAGGGUGUGUACCUAGUGUUAACUAUACCUAUAACCCUACCAUACCGGGUGUGGCCUAGUGUUUUUACUAUACCCACCAUACAGGGUGUUUACCUAGUGUUUUAACUAUAACCCUACCAUACCGGGUGUGUAACCUAGUGUUAACUCUCACCCCUAACCAUCCGGUGUGGUACCUAGUGUUAACUCUAACCCCUACCUCCAGGUGUGUAACCGAGUGUUAACUAUAACUCUAACCCUACCAUACAGUGUGUUUACUAGUGUUACUCUAACCCCUACCCAUACAAAGGGGUGUACCUCGUGUUAACUCUAACCCCUACAUCGGGUGUGUACCUAGUGUUAACUCUAACCCCUACAUACGGGUGUGUACCUAUGUGUUAACUCUAACCCCUACCAUCCGGUGUGUACCAUAGUGUUUAACUCUAACACUAACCCCUACCCUACAGGGUGUUUACCUAGUGUUUAACUCUAACCUACCAUGCAGGGUGUGUACCUAGUGUUAACUCUAACCCCUACCAUAACAGGGUGUGUACCUAGUGUUAACUCUAACCCUACCAUAACAGGGUGUGUACCCGCUAUUGUUAACUCUAACCCUACCAUACAGUGGGUUACCCUAGUGUUAACUCUCAACCCCUAACCAUACAGGGGUGUACCAGUGUUAACUCUAGACCCUACCCAUACAGGGUGUGGACCUAGUGUGGUAAACUCUAACCCCUACCAUACAGGGUGUGUACCUAGUGUUACUAUAAACCCCUACCCUACAGGGUGUGUACCUAUUGUUACUCUAACCCCUACCAUACAGGGGGUGUACCUAUGUUAACUCAACCCCUACAUACAGGGUGUGGUACCUAGUGUUAACUAGAACCCUACCAUACAGGGUGUGUACCUAGUGUUAACUACUACAACCCUACCAUACAGUGGUGGUGUACCUAGUGUUAACUAUAACCCCUACCAUACAGGGUGUGUACCUAGUGUUAACUACUAACCCCUACCAUACAGGGUGGUGUACCUAGUGUUAACUCUAACCCCUAACCAUACAGGGUGUUUACCUAGUUUUAACUAUAACCCCUACCAUACAAGGUGUGUACUAUGUUAACUCUACCCCCUACCAUACAGGGUGUGUCCCUAGGUUAACUAUACCCCUACCAUACAGGGUGUGACCUAGUGUUUCACUCUACCCUACCAUACAGGGUGUUACGCAUAGUGGUUAACUCUACAACCCAACCAUACAGGGUGUGUACCUAGUGUUACCUAUAACUCUAACCCCCCCUACCAUACCGUGUUGUGUACUACCUAUGUUAACUCCUAACCCUACAUACAGGGUGUACCAUAGUGUUACUCUAACCCUACCAUACGGGUGUUGUACCUAGUGUUAACUUCUAACCCCUACCAUACCGGGUUGUAACCUGUGUUAACUCUAACCCUACCAUACAGGAGUGUGUACCUAUUUAAUCUAACUCUAACCCUACCAUACAGGGUGUGGUACCUAGUGUUUAACCAUAACCCCUACCAAUCCAGGUGUGUACCUAUUGUUAACCUCUAACCCCUACCAUACAGGUGUGUACCUAGUGUUAACUCUACCCCUACCAUCAUGGUGUUACCUAUUGUUUUAACUCUAACGCCCUACCAUACAGGGUGUGUACCUAUGUUAACUCUAACCCCCUACCAUACAGGGUGUUACCUAGUGUUACUCACCCCUACCAUCAGGUGUGUACAUAAGUGUUCACUAUACCUACCAACAGGGUUGUACUGUGGUUUUAACUCUAACCCCUACCAUACAGGGUGUGUACCUAGUGUUUUAACUCUAACCCCUAACCACCCCACCCAUACAGGGUGGGUACUAGUUUAACUCUAACCCCUACCAUCGGGUGUGUACCUAGUUUUAAUUCUAACCCCUACCAUACAGGUGUGUACCUAUUUUUAACUAUAACCCUAACCCUACAUACAGGGUGUGUACCUAGUGUUACCUCUAACCCCUCCAUACCGGGUGUGUACUAGUGUUUAACUAUACCACCCCUACCAUACAGGGUUUGUACCUAUGUUAACUAUAACUCUAACCUACAUCAGGGUGUGUACCUAGUGUUUAACUCUAACCCUACCAUACAGGGUGUGUUACCUAUGUUAACUAUAACUCUAACCCUAACCCAUACAGGUGUGUGGUACCUAGUGUUAACGUCUAACCCGACCAUACAGGGUUGUUCCGAGUGUUAACUAUAACUCUAAACCCUACCAUACGGGUGUGUACCUAGUGUUGAACUCUAACCCCUACCAUACAGGGUGUGUACCUAGUGUUUAACUUACCCCUACCAUACAGGGUGUGUACCUAGUGUUAACUCUAACCCUACCAUACAGGGUGUGUACCUAGUGUUAACUAUAACUCUAACCCCUACCAUACAGGGUGUGUACCUAGUGUUAACUCUAACCCCUACCAUACAGGGUGUGUACCUAGUGUUAACUAUAACCCUACCAUACAGGGUGUGUACCUAGUGUUAACUCUAACCCUACCAUACAGUGUGUGUACCUAGUGUUAACUCUAACCCCUACCGUACAGGGUGUGUACCUAGUGUUAACUAUAACUCUAACCCUACCAUACAGGGUGUGUACCUAGUGUUAACUCUACCCCUACCCAUACCAGGGUGUGGUACCUGAGUGUGUUAACUCUAACCCCUACCAUCAGGGUGUGGUACCUAGUGUUAACUCUAACCCCUACCAUACAGGGUGUGUACCUAGUUUAACUCUAACCCUACCAUACAGGGUGUGUACCUAGUGUUAACUAACCCUAACCCCUACCCUACCAUCCGGGUGUGGUACCUAGUGUUAACUCUAACCCUACCAUACAGGGUGUGUACCUAGUGUUAACUAACCCCUACCAUACAGGGUGUGUACCUAGUGUUAACUAUAACCCUACCAUACAGGGUGUGUACCUAGUGUUAACUAUAACCCUACCAUACAGGGUGUGUACCUAGUGUUAACUAUAACCCCUACCAUACAGGGUGUGUACCUAGUGUUAACUAUAACCCUACCAUACAGGGUGUGUACCCGCGUGUUAACUAUAACCCUACCUAACAGGGUGUGGACCUAGUGUUACGCCUAACGCCCUACCAUACAGUGUGUGUACCUAUGUUAACUCUAACCCCUACCAUACAGGGUGUGUUACAUAGUGUUAACUAUAACCCCUACAUACAGGGUUUGUUCCUAGUGUUAACUCUAACCCCUACCAUACAGUGUGUUUACUAGUGUUAACUCUAACCCUACAUACAGGGUGUGGUACCUAGUGUUCACUCUAACCCUACCAUAAGGGUUUGUACCUAGUUAACUCUAACCCCUACCAUACAGGGUGUGUACCUAGUGUUAACUCACCACUACCAUACAGGGUGUGUACCUAGUUGUUAACUUAACCCUACAUACAAGGUGUGUACCUAGUGUUAACUCUACCCCUACAUACAGGGUGUUAUCCUAGUGGCAUAUAAACACCCUACCAACAGGGUGUGUACCUAUGUUAACUCUACCCUACCAUACAUGGGUGUGUACCUAGUGUUACUCUAACCCUACCAUAACGGGUGGGUACCAGUGUUAAAACUAUAACCUAACCCCUCCUACAGGGUGUGUACCCUAGUGUUUAACUCUAACCCUACCAUACAGGGUGUGGUACCGAGUGUUACUUAUCUAACCCUACCUACAGGGUGUGUACUAGUGUUAACUCUAACCCCUACCCUACAGUUGUGUACCUAGUGUUAAAUCUAACCCCUACCAUACAGGGUUGUGACCUAGUGUUAACUCGUAAACCCUACAUACGGGUGUGUAACCUAGUGUUUAACUCGAACUUAACCCUACCAUACAGGUGUGUCCCUAGUGUUAACUCUCCCCUCCCAUAACAGGGUGUGUACCUAGGGUUAACUCUAACCCCCUACCAUACAGGGUGUGUAACCUAGUUUAACUCUAAAAACCCCUACCAUACAGGGUGUGUACCUAGUGUUAACUCCUCUACCCCUACCAUACCAGGGGGUUGUACCUAGUGUUAACUCUAACCCCUAACCAUACAGGGUGUGUACCUAGUUACUAUACCCUACCAUACAGGUGUUACCUAGUGUUAACUCUAAACCCUACCAUACAUGGUGUAACCUAUGUUAACCUCAACUCCCUACCAUACAGGGUGUGUACCUAUUGUUAACUCUAACCCACCAUACGUGUGGUGUACUAGUGUUUUUUUAUUCUAACCCCUAACGUACAGGGUGUGUACCUGGUGUUAACUAAUAACCCUAACCCACCAUACAGGGUGUGUAACCUAGUGUUAACUAUAACCCCUACCUACGGGUGUGUACCUAUGUUAACUAUAACGUCUAACCCUACCCGAUACAGGGUGUGACCUAGUUUUUAACUCUACCCUACCAUACAGGGUGUGUAACCUAGUGUUACUAUAAUCGACCCUAACCAUACAGGUGGUACAUAGUGUUAACUCUAACCCUACUCAUACAGUGUGGUACCUCGUGUUACCUAUAACUCUAACCACCAUACAGGGUGUGUACCUAGUGUUAACUCUAACCCCUACCAUAUACAGGGUGUGUACCUAGUGGUUAACUAUAACCUCUACCAUAACAGUGUUACGAGUGUUAAACUCUAUCUAACCCUACCAUACAGGGUGUUACCUAGUGUUACUAUAAACUCUAACCCCUACCAUACGGUGUGUUACCAGUGUUUAACUCUAAACCUACAUACAGGGUGUGUACCUAGUGUUACUCUAACCCUACCAUACAGGGUGGUGUACCCCGUGUUACAACUAUAACCCUACCAUACAGGGUGUUUACCUAGUGUUUAACUCUAACCCUACGCAUAACGGGUUUGUACCUAGUGUUAACUCUAACCCUAUACCAUACAUGGGUGUGUACCUAGUGUUAACUAUAACCCCACCAUCAGGGUUGUGACCUAGUGAUACUCUAACCCCCUACCAUACAGGGUGUGACCUAGUGUAACUCCGAACCCCUACCAUACGGGUGUGUACCUAGUGUUAACUUCUAACCCUAACCAUCAGGUUGUGUACCUAGUGGUUAACUAUAACCCCUACCAUACAGGGUGUGUACCUAGUGUUUACCUCUAACCCCUACAUACAAGGGUGUGUGUACCUAGUGUUUAACUAUAACUCUAACCCCUCCCAUAAUAACAGGUGUGUACCUAGUGUUAACUCUCACCCUACCAUACAGGGUUGGUGUCCUAGUGUAACUAUAACCCUAACCCCUCCAUACAGGGUGUGUACCGAUUGUUUCACUAUAACCCUACCCCUACCCAUACAGGGUGCGGUGGACCUAGUGUUUUACUCUAACCCCUACCAUACAGGGUGUGUACCUAGUGUUAACUCUAACCCUACCCAUACAGGUGUUUUAACUCUAGUGUUAAACUCUAACCCCUACCCUACAAUGGUGGUGGUAACCUAGUGUUAACCUAUACCCCUACAUAAGGGUGUGUACCUAGUGUUACUAUAAACCCCUACCUACAGGGUGUGUACCUAGUGUUAAAACUAUACUCUAACCCCUACCUUACAGGUGUGUAACUAUGUUAACUCUAACCCCCUACCAGACAGUGUGUGUACUGUGUUAACUCUAACCCCUACCAUACCAGGGUGUGUACCUAUUGUUAACUUACCCUACCUAACAGGGUGUGUCCUAGUGUUAACUCUAACCCCUCCAUACAGGGUGUUUACCUAGUGUUACUCUAACCCUACCUACAGUGUGUGUACCUAGUGUUAACUCUAACCUACCCUACAGUGUGUGUACCUUGUUAACUCUACAACCCUACCAUACAGGGUGUGUACCUAGUGUUUAACUAGACUCUAACCCCAACCCUACAGGGUUGUAACCUAGUGUUAACUCUAAACCCCUAACCUAUACAGGGUGUGUACCACUUGUUAACUAUAACUCUAACCCUACCAUACAGGUGUGUACCUAGUGUUAACUCUAACUCCCUACCAUACAGGGUGUGUACCUAGUGUAACUAUAACCCCAUACAUCAGGGUGUGUACCUAGUGUUAACUCUCCCUACCUACCAGGGUGUGUACCUGUGGUUACUCUAACCCCUCCAUACAGGGUGGUGUACCUAGUUUAACUAUAAACCUAAACAUAACAGGGUGUGUACCUAGUGUUAACUAUAACUCUAAACCCCUACCAUACGGGUGUGUACCUAGUGUUAACUCAAACCCUACCAUACGGGUGUGUAACUAGGUUACGAUACCCUACCAUACAGGGUGUGUACCUAGUGGGUUAACUCUAACUCUAACCCUACCACUACAGGGUUGGUACCUAGUGUUAACUCUAACCCCUACCAUACAGGGUGUGUACCUAGUGUUAACUCUAACCCCUACCAUACAGGGUGUGUACCUAGUGUUAACUAUAACCCCUACCAUACAGGGUGUGUACCUAGUGUUAACUCUAACCCUAACCAUACAGGGUGUGGUUACCUAGUGUUUAACUCUACCCCACCAUACAGGUGUGUACUAGUGUUACUCUAACCCUACACCCGACCAUCAGGGUGUGUAACCUAGUGUUAACUAUCACCCCACCAUACAGGUGGUGUACCUAGUGUUACUCGAACCCUACCCCUACCGUACAGGGUGUGUACCUACCUAUUGUUAACCCUUAUAACUCUAACCCGACCAUACAGGGUGUGUACCUAGUGUUACUAUAACGCUACCAUUACAAGGGUGUGUACCUAGUUUUACUAACUCUAACCCCGACCCUACAGGUGUGUACCUCGUGGUUCACUAUCACCACUACUAUACAUGGUGUGUACCUAGUGUUAACUCUAACCCCUACCAUACAGGGUGUGUACCUAGUGUUAACUAUAACUCUAACCCCUACCAUACAGGGUGUGUACCUAGUGUUAACUCUAACCCCUACCAUACAGGGUGUGUACCUAGUGUUAACUAUAACUCUAACCCCUACCAUACCCAGGUGUGUCCCUAUGUUAACCUAACCCCCCUACCAUAACAGGGUGUGUACCUAGUGUUAACUCUAACCCCUACCUACCAGGGUGUGUUACCUAGUGUUUUUAACUCUAACCCUACCAUACAGGUUUUGUCCUAGUGUUAAUAACCCCUACAUACAGGGUGUGUAGCCUAGUGUUAACUUUUUAUACUCUAAACCCCUAACCAUACGGGUGUGUACUAGUGUUACUCUACCCCCCCAUACAGUGUGGUAAACCUAUGUUUAAGCUCUAAACCCCUACCAUACAGGGUGGUACCUAGUGUUAACUCUCAACCGCCUACCAUACAGUGUGUGUACCUAGUGUUUAACUCUAACCCCUACCAUAAGGGUGUGUACCUAGUGUUAACUUAACUCUACCCCACCAUACAGGGUGUGUACCUAGUGUUUAACUCUAACCCCUACCAUACAGGUGUGUUACCGAGUUGUUAACUAUAACUCUAACCCCUACAUACAGGGUGUGUACCUAUUUAAUUCGAACCCCCUACCAUACAGGGUGUGUACUACUAGUGUUAACUAUACCCUACCAACAGGGUGUGUACCUAGGUUAACUCUCCCUACCAUACAGGUGUGUAACUAGUUUUACUAUAACUCUACCCUCCAUAAUACAGGGUGUGUACCUAGUGUUAACUCUAACCCCUACCAUCAGGGUGUGUACCUCGUGUUAACUAUAACCUACCAUACAGGGUGUGUACCUAUGUUACUAUAACUCUAACCCUACCCAUACAGGUGGUGUACCUAGUGUUAACUCGUAGCCCCCUACCAUACAGGGUGUGGACCUAUUUUAACUCUACACCCCCUACCCGUACAGGUUGUGUACCUAUGUUACUAGAACCCCUACCAUACGGGUGUGUACCUAUGUUAACUUAUCACCCCUACCAAUACGGGUGUGUUACCUAGUGUUACUCUAAACUACCAUACAGGGUGUGUACCUAGUGUUAACUCUAACCCCUACCAUACAGGGUGUGUACCACCUAGUUUAUCUCCUACCCUACCACCUACCAUAAGGGUGUGUACCUAGUGUUAACUCUAACCCCUACCAUACAGGGUGUUACCUAGUGUUACCUCUACCCUAACCCUACCACCGUACAGGGUGUGUACCUAGUGUUAACUAUAACUCUCACCCCUACCAAUAAAAAAACAGGGUGUUACCCUAUGUUAACUAGAACCUACCAUACAGGGUUGUGUACCUGUGUUAACUCUAAAAACCCUACCAUACAGGGUGUGUACCUGUGUUAGAACUCUAACCCUACCAUACAGGGUGUGUACCGAGUUGUUUUACUAUACCCCUACCAUACAGGUGGUGGACCUAGGGUUAACUAUAACCCUACCAUACGGGUGUUGUCCCUAGUUUAACUAUAACUCUACCCUACCAGACGUGUGUGUAUAGUGUUACUCUAACCCCUACCAUACAGGGUGUGUACUAUUGUUAACUCUAACCCUACCCGCCUACCAUACAGGGUGUGUACGCUCGUUUAACUAACCUCUAACCCCUACAUACAGGGUGUGGUACUAGUGUUAAUUCUAGCCCCCUACCAUACGGGUGUUUACCUAGGUGAACUAUAACCCCUACCAGACAGGGUGUGUACUAGUGUUCACUCUAACCCUACCAUCGCAGGUGUUUUACCUAGUUGUUAACUAUACUCUAACCUCACAUACAGGGUGUGUACCUAGUGGUUAACUCUAACCCCAUACCAAUACAGGGUGUGUACCUAGUGUUUAACUAUAACCCUAGCCAUACAGGGUGUGUACUCAGUGUUUAACUAUAAACUCUAACCACCAGACAGGGUGUGAACCUAGUGUUAACUCUACCCCUACCAUACGGUGUUACCUAGUGUUAACCGACCCCUACGUACAAGGUUGUCCUAGUGUUUAACUAUAACCCCCUACCAUACAGGGUGUGUACCUAGUGUUACAUCUAACCCCUCCAUACCAUACAGUGUGUGUACCUAGUGUUUACCUCUAACCCCUACCAUACAGGGUGGUGUACCGAGUGUUAACUCUAACCCUAACCCACCGUACGGUGUGUACUAGUGUUAACUAUAACUCUAGACACCCUACCAUACAGGGUGUGUACCUAGUUUACUUAACCCUACCAUACGGGUGUGUACCUGUGUUAACUCUAACCCCUACCAUACAGGGUGGUGUACCUGUGGUUAACUAUAACCCCUCCAUACAGGGGGUUACCUCUGGUUAACUCUAACCCCUACCAUACAGGGUUGUCCUAGUGUUAACUAUAACCCCUACAUACAGGGUGUUACCUAGUGUUAACUAUAACCCCCUACCAUACCGGUGUGUACCUAUGUUAACUAUAACCCCUACCAUACAGGGUGGGUUACCUAGUGUUACCUCUAACCCCUAAUACAGGGUGUGUAACGCAUGUUAACUCUAACCCUAACCCUCCAUACGGUUGUACCGUAGUGUUACUAUCACCCCGCCCAUACAAGGUUUGUACCUCAGUGUUCACUCUAUACCCCUAACCAUCGGGGUUGUACCUAUUUGUAACUUAACCCCUACCAUACAGGUGUGUACCUAGUGUUACUCUAACCCUACCAUACAGGGUGUGUACCUAGUGUUAACUCUAACACCCGACCCUCACAGGUGUGUACCUAGUGUUAACUAUAACCCCUACCUCAGGGUGUGUACCUAUUGUUAACUAUACCCUAACCUACCAUAAACAGGGUUUGUACCUAUUUAACUAUAACCCCUACCAUACAGGUUUGUACCUAGUGUUACUAUACCCCUACCAUACAGGGUGUGUACCCCUAGUGUGUAACUAUGACUCUACCCUACCAUACAUAGGUGUGACCUAGUGUUCACUAUAACCCUACCCAUACAGGUUUGUUACCUAGUGUUACUAUACCCUAACCCCUACCAUACCGGGUGGGUAACCUAGUGUUAACUCUACCCCAACCCUACAGGUGUUACCAGUGGUUAUCUCUAACCCUACCAUACAGGGUGGUGUACCUAAUGUUAACUUCUAACCCUACCAUACAGGGUUGUACCGAGUGUAACUAUAACCCUACCCCUACCAUACAGGGUGUGUACCCUAGUGUUAACUAUAACCCCUACCAUACAGGUGUGUCCUAGUGUUAACUAUAACCCCUACCAUACAGGGUGUGUACUAGUGUGAACUAUACCUACCAUACAGGGUGUGGUACCUAGUGUUUAACUAUAACCCUACCAUACAAGGGUGUGGUAUCCUAGUGUUAACUAUAACCCUACCAUACGGUGGUGUACCUAGUGUUAACUCUAACCCUACCAUACAUGUGUGUACCUAGUGUUACUCAUAACCCCUCCAUACAGGGUGUGGUACCCUAGUGUUAACUCUAACCCCUACCUCAGGGGGGGUUUUGGGUGGGGGGUGUUGUACCUAGUGUUACUAUAACCCCCUGACCCACAGGGUGUGUACCUAGUGUUACUAUACCCCUACCAUACGGGUGUGUACCUAGUGUUACCUCUAACCCCUACCUACAGGGUGUUGUACCUAGUGUUAGGCUCCUAACCCUAAACCAUACAGGGUGGUGUACCUAUGUUAACUAUAACCCUACCAUACAGGGUGUGUACCUAGUGUUAACUCUAAACCCCUACCUAUACAGGGGUGUGUACCUAGUGUUAACUAGAACCCUCCAUACAGGGUGUGUAGCCUAUGUUAACUCUAACCCCUACCAUACGGGUGUGUACCUAGUGUUAAACUCCUAACCCCUACCAUACAGGGUUUGGUACCUAGUGUAACUAUAAAACCCUACCAUACAGGGUGUGUACCUAGUGUUAACUAUAACCCUAACCAUACAGGUGUGUACCUAGUGUUAACGAUAACCCACUACCAUACAGGGUUUUGCGUAGUGUUAACUCUAAACCCUCACCAUACGUGUGUGGGUACCUAGUGGUUACUCUCAACCCCCUAACCCUACAAGGUGUUUUUUGGCGUAGUGUUAACUCUAACCCCAUACCAUACCGGUUUUUGCGUAGGUGUUAACUAUAAAACCCUACCUACGGGUGUGUACCUGUGUUAACUAUAACCUACCAUACAGGGUGUGUACCCUAGUGUUAACUCAACCCCUACCAUAACAGGUGGUGUACCUAGUGUGAACUCUAACCCAUACCAUACAGGGUUGUACUAGUGUGAACUAUACCCUACCAUACCGGGUGUGUAACCGAUUGUUAACUUAACCUAACCAUUAACCGGGUGUGUACUAGUGUUACUAUAACCCCUCCAAUACAGGGUGUUUGCGUAGUGGUUAACUCUAAACCCCUACCAUACAGGGUGUGUACCUAGUGUUAACUCUACCCCUACAACUCUAACCCAUACCAUACGUGUUUUUUGCGUAGUGUUAAACUCUAACCCCCUACCAUACGGGUUUUUGCGUAGUGUUAACUAUAACCCUAACCAUACAUGGUGUGUACUGUGUAACUUACAAACCCUACAUACAGGGUGUGGACCUAGUGUUCUCUAACCCCUACAACGGGUGUGUAACUGUGUUAACUCUAUAACCUCCUACCUACAGGGUUUUUCUGCGUAGUGUUAACUAUAAAACCUAAGCCUCCUACCAUUUGUUAAUAAUCUACUCCACUAACAGAUGGGACCUUUCUCCCUACCCCCUGGGGAACACUAUCAGCCUCGCACACACCUACAGACUGAUCCAUAUACGCACACACACACGCACACACACACGCACACACACACACACACACACACACACCACACACACACACACACACACACACACACACACCGUCAGAGGUCGAGAGUUUAGACAUGUAGAAACAUUGAGAGGGUCUCCGGUGUGCCAGACUAACGUGGGUGUCGGUUUUGAUUUGAUACGAUCCUGUUGGUGUGAACUCAUCAUCCUCUGUUCCUUAACCUCACCCUAACCCUCUGUUCAGCAAUAUGAACUCAACCUCAAAGAGCUUUCUUUUGUUUGUUUGCUUAUAUGCCGUUGAUAAGGCUGUUUCUGUGGCGGUGUGAAUCACAGUUAUCUGUAGAGACUACUCCGUGGAGUCAUCUUUUUGAAGUUUCUGGCUCUCACAGACCUGUAACUUCUUCUUUAAGAGGAUCCUCUGUCCUCCACUCGUUACCUGUAUUAAUGGCACCUGUUUGAACUUGUUAUCAGUAUAAAAGACACCUGUCCACAACCUCAAACAGUCACACUCCAAACUCCACUAUGGCCAAGACCAAAGAGCUGUCAAAGGACACCAGAGACAAAAUUGUAGACCUGCACCAGGCUGGGAAGACUGAAUCUGCAAUAGGUAAGCAGCUUGGUUUGAAGAAAUCAACUGUGGGAGCAAUUAUUAGGAAAUGGAAGACAUACAAGACCACUGAUAAUCUCCCUCGAUCUGGGGCUCCACGCAAGAUCUCACCCCGUGGGGUCAAAAUGAUCACAAGAACGGUGAGCAAAAAUCCCAGAACCACACGGGGGGACCUAGUGAAUGACCUGCAGAGAGCUGGGACCAAUGUAACAAAGCCUACCAUCAGUAACACACUACGCCGCCAGGGACUCAAAUCCUGCAGUGCCAGACGUGUCCCCCUGCUUAAGCCAGUACAUGUCCAGGCCCGUCUGAAGUUUGCUAGAGUGCAUUUGGAUGAUCCAGAAGAGGAUUGGGAGAAUGUCAUAUGGUCAAAUGAAACCAAAAUAGAACUUUUUGGUAAAAACUCAACUCGUCGUGUUUGGAGGACAAAGAACGCUGAGUUGCAUCCAAAGAACACCAUACCUACUGUGAAGGAUGGGGGUGGAAACAUCAUGCUUUGGGGCUGUUUUUCUGCAAAGGGACCAGGACGACUGAUCCGUGUAAAGGAAAGAAUGAAUGGGGCCAUGUAUCGUGAGAUUUUUAGUGAAAACCUCCUUCCAUCAGCAAGGGCAUUGAAGAUGAAACGUGGCUGGGUCUUUCAGCAUGACAAUGAUCCCAAACACACCGCCCGGGCAACGAAGGAGUGGCUUCGUAAGAAGCAUUUCAAGGUCCUGGAGUGGCCUAGCCAGUCUCCAGAUCUCAACCCCAUAGAAAAUCUUUGGAGGGAGUUGAAAGUCUGUGUUGCCCAGCGACAGCCCCAAAACAUCACUGCUCUAGAGGAGAUCUGCAUGGAGGAAUGGGCCAAAAUACCAGCAACAGUGUGUGAAAACCUUGUGAAGACUUACAGAAAACAUUUGACCUGUGUCAUUGCCAACAAAUGGUAUAUAACAAAGUAUUGAGAAACUUUUGUUAUUGACCAAAUACUUAUUUUCCACCAUAAUUUGCAAAUAAAUUCAUUCAAAAUCCUACAAUGUGAUUUUCUGGAGAAUUUUUUUUCUCAUUUUGUCUGUCAUAGUUGACGUGUACCUAUGAUGAAAAUUACAGGCCUCUCUCAUCUUUUUAAGUGGGAGAACUUGCACAAUUGGUGGCUGACUAAAUACUUUUUUUCCCCACUGUAUGUCAAGUUCUAUGUGAGCUUGUUUUUUAAAUGGUUGAAUUAAUAAACUAAACUAAUCUAGUUAUUCAUGAAAAAACAGGCCCUACCCGGCCCUAACUCGAUGUAUAAUGUCGGGGCCCGUUGGGUUCUGGUCGGGUAGCACCCACUCCAACUGUGAUCCUUGCUACAUCAUGGCUGUUGUGUUUGAUGAUCAAUUAUCUUUUUGUUUUCUCCAACUUUGUCUCUCUCUCUCUCUCCUCUCAAUCUCUCUCUGUGUGUCUGUCUCUCUGUCAGUGCCAGCGUCCGGAUGGCCUCCAAGACAUUUGAACCCAGUAGCUCGGUAAGUUAGAGUUAGGGUCAGGGGUUAGGGGUUUAUGAUAUUAAAGAUAUAAAAUAUAUUCUUUUUCAAUCGCUUUGGUGCUAUUUUGACAUGUAUGUGGUUAAUUUUUUUAACUCUUAGUACAAAACGCCAAACCGGUAACACUUGAAACAUCUCAUAUUGUACAUUCAUUUUGUUUGAAGACAUAUUUCACCACACAACCAUUGAUCCAAAAUAUAAGUUUACUGUGAAAUACCAUGAGAACAUUGAUUUAAUCACCAAAACAAAACAUAAUGAUGUCUUCUCAAUUUAGUUAUUUUAACAACUAGUUAAUCCAAUAGCAAAAAUAUCCUACAUUUUGAUGUUUCAAAAUUGCCAUUUGAAUGUAAUAUGCUACAGUACUAUAAAUUACAGUAUAUUACACUGUUUUCACAUUAGGGUUAGGGUUAGGGUUAGGGUUACUCAUUAAAAUGGACUCAACAUAUAAAAAGUAUACUCGGCCAUAACAGACUUGACAUAUGGGCAAAUAAAACGCAUAUUUGGAAUUGUAUCAACUCGCCAACCAAGGCUUUUACUUGCAACAUAAUGUUAAUGCACUAAAAAGGAACAAUGGGUACAUAUUGAAGAGGCGAAUGCUCAUCCCCUGAAUAUAUUUUCAAAGGAUAAAGUUAAGAACGUUAACAGCAUCAUUGUUAAGAAAACUAUAAAAAUAUGGAAGAAAAUGAAACGUAUUCUACAAGAACUGAAAACACACCCCUAUGGAACAAUCCUUGGAUAGCUUUUCAGAAUUCCCUGAUAGAUUGGUCCUCAUGGAACACUAAAGGUAUAGAAACCGUUAAUGACUUGGUAACAGGAAAUAUAAUUAUUUCCAUGACAGAAUUAAAAAGCAAUUUUGGACAGACCAAUGUAGACAUUUUCAAAUAUAUGCAACUUAUACGUUUUAUAUCACGAAAUUUCGACCUGAAAUCUUUUGGACAUCAGAGCAAUGUUGAGGGAAUCCUAUUUGACUCAGAAAAAUACACUCAUAUGAUAGGGAAGAUAUACAACAUCUUGCAGAGACAGAGAGCCGAUCCAACUGUCAAUCAAUUAGUGUCACGCCCUGGCUCUGGGGACUCUAAUAUGUUGAGCCAGGGUGUGUAUAGUCUAUGUGUGUUCUAGGUUUCACUUUCUGGUUUUGUAGAUCUAUGUUGGCCAGGGUGGCUCCCAAUCAGAGACGGCUGUAGCUCGUUGUCUCUGAUUGGGAGUCAUACUUAGGUAGCCGUUUGGCACUCAUUCAUUGUGGUUUCUUGUUCGUAUUUGGUUUGUGUUUACCAUUGACUGUCACGUCAUCGUUUUGUUGUUUUGAUCGUGUGAUCAUUAAUAUAAUAAAUAUGUUCGCCUUCAACGCUGCGCCUUGGUCCUCCUCUCUCACCGACGAUCGCGACAGAAGAAACCACCAAGAUUUGACCAAGCAGCGUGUCCAGGAGCCAUCACCAGGGAGAUCCCUAGCAGAUCUCCUUCGCCUCCUCGACUGGGUCAAGCCGAGUGAGGAAGAGAAGGGCUUAAUAAUAAUAAUAAUAAUAUGCCAUUUAGCAGACGCUUUUAUCCAAAGCGACUUACAGUCAUGCGUGCAUACAUUUUUGUGUAUGGGUGGUCCCGGGGAUCGAACCCACUACCUUGGCGUUACAAGCGCCGUGCUCUACCAGUUGAGCUACAGAGGAUCAGGCUUGACAUUGUGGCAGAAGGGCGAAAGGCUGGCGAGGGACAUGGAGACCUGGUCCACGGGUAGGAGAGACGCCCAGACAUUUUUUUAGGGGGGGGGCUAACGCCGUGGACGACGGGCCAGCAGGAGACCGCGGCAGAGCGGCCCAGCGGAUUGGCAGAGGAGGCCGCCAGGUUACGGGGGCCACUGGUCGAAGAGGGGGUGGAAGGUGUAGAGGCACGGCGAGAGGUACUGGGGUGUGUUACCAGUCCGGUCCGGCCCAUUCCAGAUCCCUGCGUAGGACCAGUGGUGUGUGUCCCCAGUACGGUCCGGCCUGUUCCUGCUCCCCGCACCAAGUCAGUGGUGCGCUUCGUCAGCCCGGCUCGGCCCGUUCCUGCUCCCCGCACCAAGUCAGUGGUGCGCUUCGUCAGCCCGGCUCGGCCCGUUCCUGCUCCCCGCACCAAGUCAGUGGUGCGCUUCGUCAGCCCGGCUCGGCCCGUUCCUGCUCCCCGCACCAAGUCAGUGGUGCGCUUCGUCAGCCCGGCUCGGCCCGUUCCUGCUCCCCGCCCCAAGUCAGUGGUGCGCUUCGUCAGCCCGGCUCGGCCCGUUCCUGCUCCCCGCACCAAGUCAGUGGUGCGCUUCGUCAGCCCGGCUCGGCCCGUUCCUGCUCUCCGCACCAAGUCAGUGGUGCGCUUCGACAGCCCGGCUCGGCCCGCUCCUGCUCCCCACACCAAGCCAGUGGUGUGCGUCGUCAGUCCGGCACGGCCCGUGCCUGUUCCACCGGUGGCUGGUCCGGCACCGGUCAGAUGCUUCAUGCCGGAGCUAGAGCAAUCCGCUCCACCAGUGUGCAGUCCAGCUCCGGCCAGCGGGGCCAGACCGGACCAGGGGUACUUUGGGGGGUUGGAGAGGGAGCGGGGAUCAGGCCCGGAGCCGGAUCCGCCGCCUAAGCGGAGUGCCCACCCGGUCCCUCCCCUGUGGUGUUUGGUGGGCGCGGUCGGAGUCCGCGCCUUUAGGGGGGGGUACUGUCACGCCCUGGCUCUGGGGACUCUAAUAUGUUGAGCCAGGGUGUGUAUAGUCUAUGUGUGUUCUAGGUUUCACUUUCUGGUUUUGUAGAUCUAUGUUGGCCAGGGUGGCUCCCAAUCAGAGACGGCUGUAGCUCGUUGUCUCUGAUUGGGAGUCAUACUUAGGUAGCCGUUUGGCACUCAUUCAUUGUGGUUUCUUGUUCGUAUUUGGUUUGUGUUUACCAUUGACUGUCACGUCAUCGUUUUGUUGUUUUGAUCGUGUGAUCAUUAAUAUAAUAAAUAUGUUCGCCUUCAACGCUGCGCCUUGGUCCUCCUCUCUCACCGACGAUCGCGACAGAAGAAACCACCAAGAUUUGACCAAGCAGCGUGUCCAGGAGCCAUCACCAGGGAGAUCCCUAGCAGAUCUCCUUCGCCUCCUCGACUGGGUCAAGCCGAGUGAGGAAGAGAAGGGCUUAAUAAUAAUAAUAAUAAUAUGCCAUUUAGCAGACGCUUUUAUCCAAAGCGACUUACAGUCAUGCGUGCAUACAUUUUUGUGUAUGGGUGGUCCCGGGGAUCGAACCCACUACCUUGGCGUUACAAGCGCCGUGCUCUACCAGUUGAGCUACAGAGGAUCAGGCUUGACAUUGUGGCAGAAGGGCGAAAGGCUGGCGAGGGACAUGGAGACCUGGUCCACGGGUAGGAGAGACGCCCAGAAAUUUUUUAGGGGGGGGGCUAACGCCGUGGACGACGGGCCAGCAGGAGACCGCGGCAGAGCGGCCCAGCGGAUUGGCAGAGGAGGCCGCCAGGUUACGGGGGCCACUGGUCGAAGAGGGGGUGGAAGGUGUAGAGGCACGGCGAGAGGUACUGGGGUGUGUUACCAGUCCGGUCCGGCCCAUUCCAGAUCCCUGCGUAGGACCAGUGGUGUGUGUCCCCAGUACGGUCCGGCCUGUUCCUGCUCCCCGCACCAAGUCAGUGGUGCGCUUCGUCAGCCCGGCUCGGCCCGUUCCUGCUCCCCGCACCAAGUCAGUGGUGCGCUUCGUCAGCCCGGCUCGGCCCGUUCCUGCUCCCCGCACCAAGUCAGUGGUGCGCUUCGUCAGCCCGGCUCGGCCCGUUCCUGCUCCCCGCACCAAGUCAGUGGUGCGCUUCGUCAGCCCGGCUCGGCCCGUUCCUGCUCCCCGCCCCAAGUCAGUGGUGCGCUUCGUCAGCCCGGCUCGGCCCGUUCCUGCUCCCCGCACCAAGUCAGUGGUGCGCUUCGUCAGCCCGGCUCGGCCCGUUCCUGCUCUCCGCACCAAGUCAGUGGUGCGCUUCGACAGCCCGGCUCGGCCCGCUCCUGCUCCCCACACCAAGCCAGUGGUGUGCGUCGUCAGUCCGGCACGGCCCGUGCCUGUUCCACCGGUGGCUGGUCCGGCACCGGUCAGAUGCUUCAUGCCGGAGCUAGAGCAAUCCGCUCCACCAGUGUGCAGUCCAGCUCUGGCCAGCGGGGCCAGACCGGACCAGGGGUACUUUGGGGGGUUGGAGAGGGAGCGGGGAUCAGGCCCGGAGCCGGAUCCGCCGCCUAAGCGGAGUGCCCACCCGGUCCCUCCCCUGUGGUGUUUGGUGGGCGCGGUCGGAGUCCGCGCCUUUAGGGGGGGGUACUGUCACGCCCUGGCUCUGGGGACUCUAAUAUGUUGGGCCAGGGUGUGUAUAGUCUAUGUGUGUUCUAGGUUUCACUUUCUGGUUUUGUAGAUCUAUGUUGGCCAGGGUGGCUCCCAAUCAGAGACGGCUGUAGCUCGUUGUCUCUGAUUGGGAGUCAUACUUAGGUAGCCGUUUGGCACUCAUUCAUUGUGGUUUCUUGUUCGUAUUUGGUUUGUGUUUACCAUUGACUGUCACGUCAUCGUUUUGUUGUUUUGAUCGUGUGAUCAUUAAUAUAAUAAAUAUGUUCGCCUUCAACGCUGCGCCUUGGUCCUCCUCUCUCACCGACGAUCGUGACAAUUAGAAACAAAUAUAAACUACUGGAAUCAAGACUAAAAAUAACUGAUGUUGGCACAAGAUGGAGGGAGUGUUGUAACAGAACUAACAAAAUUACAGUUAACGAAAAUGUACGCUUGAUCCAGUAUAAACUAACAAAAUUCCCAAAUUCUACAGCACAACGUCAGAGUCAUGUCUUCAGUGUAAAAAUAACAAGGACUCAAUAGUUAAUGUCUUCUCGGAGUGCUAUAAAGUCCAAAAGUUAGACGUUUUACAAUGUACAUUUACUUUUAAUCUGUCUAUCUGCAUAUUUCAAGACAUGGCAUAUGAGGGGGCGGUGAGAUACCCAAUGGGGUGGACUAGGGCUGUUACAGUGACCGUAUUACCAAGUCAUGAUGGCAGUCAAAUUCCAUGUGACCUUUUAGUCACGGUAAUUAGGCUUGGUCAUUAGUAGCCUACCAAACUAGCUAACUGCCUGGUACUCAGCACUCUAUUGUUCCACUAAUCACUCUGACAUCAAUGCAAAUGUAAUCUAAAAUCUAAUCAAAUACUUAAUGAGAGUCCAUAAACUCAUGUUGCGCAACAUUUCUAUAGGAUAUGCAAUUGUGUGAGAAAACAGAGUGAUGGCCUCUAUUAAAAAGAGGAGGAUCCCAUCAGCUUUCUAUAGGCUAGGCCUACUAUAUUUAUUUCUCAACUUUCCUAAUAUUAAGCACAUUGCUUCUCUUUACAACAGGAGUAUAGCCUACCUGGCUGGCAUGAAAAUGAACCACAGGAAAAGUGUCCUCCAUUCGCUAUUUAUAUGCAUAGAUGACAUGUAUUUUUUCCCCCUGCCCCUGUUUCAAGACAAGAUUAAAUAAAGAAUACUGUGAUGGGGGGGGGGGGGGGUGACAAUAUUAGCCUAUCACUUGUGAAUGAUGCCCAGCUUAAGGCAAACAGCACAUGCUUUUUUGGCAACUUUUUCGAAUCAUAGUCACACACUUCAUGUAGCCUAGCCCAUAGGCCUAUAUGUUCUGAUAAGGUUUGUAUCACAACUAUAGUAGCCAAAUAUUUUAUUAAAAUCAACCACAUUAAUCCGCUUUACAACGGGUGUAGAGCCUAACUUGCAUACAUACGCAGCGAGUGAGUUUCAAGUUUGGGAAGAUCAUUUUCACCAUAAAAACUGCACCUUUAUAAUAAAAGCAUUACAUGCAUAAUCACAUUUGUGGUCACUUUUGAGAAUGCUGUUUUCCUGCUAAUGGAACAUUCAUGCUUAUAGCCUACUGCCGUGUGCGCAUUGCUGUGCUUAUAAUGUGAAGAAAUAGCCUAAUAGUUUAUCAACAUUUUAAGCAAAACGUUCUCAUCUGUUGCGUCAGGCUCAUUGCUUAAAGUUUUUUUGAUGCUAGUGGUUGUAUUAAUUUGGGAUCUAUCGCAUCCAACAACUGUCCCAGACUAUGUUUGGAAUAUUGAUUUCUCGCACAGAAUAGGUCAACUUUUGUACUAUGGGGGAAAGUAGAUUGACAGGCUAGUGCUUUUGCUGUUCGUUAGGCCUACUCAUCUUGUUGGCUGAUGAAAAGUAAAUGUGGACAGUUCUUCCAAUAUCUUCAAUAUGCACCUUGGAAUUGGAUAAGGACACGUGAAGUUGCGUCCCCGAAGUGUCUUUCUUCACUUGUAGCCUGUGAGAAAGACCCGAUGAUGGAGAGCCAUGUGAUGAGAGGUGCUUCGGAGCGCGCAGCACUCAGGGAGAAGGGCACAACGCAGCACUCCGGGCCAAGGGCACAACAGCCAUUGGCCGCAAAAGUCAUGGAUGUUUUUAGGGGGAUUAUGGCCACACAAAGGGGAUGCCGCCGGGAAAUUCGAGGCAAAUUGUGAAUGAGAGACUGAUGAAGUGUGUGCAGCCUGCGCAAUAUACAAAGCAGAGCUCAUGCCUUUCAUGAAACGUUUUUCAAAUCAUCAUUAGAGUCGCAUCAUGCAGCCAUAGAAUGUAUAAAAAACAAAACAUAUAGCCCAACAUUUGUAUCACAACUAAAGUUACAUUAAUAACUCUAAAUUAAGCAUAUAGGAGGACCUGUUUCUUUGUUAACUGCUCAACACAGAAUAGCCGCAUCUGCGCUGUCUGUGGUUGGAAACGGUCCAACUAUGUCUACCCCCAGUCUCUCCAUGGGCUCCCCUACUGGGAAUUGUUGUAGGAGGGCGUGUGACUGACCUGGAGGUCCUUUCUUAGCAGCACACUCGUCGCACUGCCUGCAAAAGUCCUCCACAUCCCUCCUGUGCCUGGCCCAAUAGAAGCCUUUACGUACGCGCUUUAACGUUUUGGAGAACCCAAAAUGCCCUGCGCCUACUCCCCCGUGAAGCUGCUGUAACACGCUCCCUUGCAGCCUUUUGGGAACCACUACCUGCCAUGUAAUUUCUCCAGUAGCUGGCUUUUUCCACUCCCUCUGGAGCACUCCCUCAGCCACUCUAAGGACUGAGAAUUUAGCCCACAGUCCUUUGGUGACUGGUGAUAGAGGGGCUACUUCCCCCCACGGCGGUCGUCUUCUCUCUUCCACCCACCCCAGCACAGGACGCAGCUCUGCGUCCUCCUCCUGGCGACGCCUUCCACUCCCCGACGUCCACAGCCUCAAGCUCCUGGCACUCUGUCACCCUCAGCUGACUCACCGUGGCGGUGACUCCCUCCUCCAUGCACAGUUCCCUCUCUCGCUCCACCCGUUUGGCGCAGUACCCACAGCCGUCCUCAGCACACGGGCGGCGGGACAAGGCGUCUGCAUUGCUGUGGCGAAGGCCAGCCCUGUGCUCCACCUGGAAGUCGUAGGGUUGCAGCUCCUCCAACCAGCGGGGCUGCCUGUGCUUGCACCAUUAUGGGGAGUGAAGGUCGUUGCCGCCGGAGACAGCUGCUGGGAUGGCACAACGACCAAGGGAGCAGCCGGGACGACCAGUGGAGUUUCGGCAAGCUUGGAGGAAGACGGAGUGACAGCCCUGCCCCCUGCUGGCCCUCCCGAAGGCGACAUUCCCACUGUGGGCCCCCCCGACAGCCUCAAAGUGCCCGAAGCUAAGUCCAACUGAGCCCCACAGUUUUUCAAAAAGUCCAUUCCCAGUAUACAGGGGUCCUGUACCGCUGCUACCCACUCCGGACACCCCACAGUUCUCCCCCCCACAGUCACAGACAACCGACACUUCCCUAACAUGGGGGCUAGCUCCCCCGUGACAGUCCGUAGCUGGACAAGGGUCGGCUCCACCCGCACCCCAACAGGUAGUAUGUCUGGUCUCACCAGGGUUACUGUAGAGCCCGUGUCGACCAGGGCCAAACAUUCCACCCCCUCUACCUUGAUGAUGACAUUGCAGAAGUCCCCAAUGGUGGUACGUCCCACCACAACUACCGGACUAGGAAACACGGUGGCAGCUACACCCUGGGGAAGCAGGUCCCCACCCUCUUGCCUGCGCUGCUGGGUACCUCUUCUGCUUACUGUGGGUUCGGGGUGGGGGGGUGGACCUGCGCUGCCCCCUGCACGAGAACCCGCUGUCAUUUCCCUGGUGACGGGAGAAUCUGCCACACUCCCGCUGAAUGUGGCCAGGCUGGCCACAACCCCAGCAGACAAUGGGAGUUGAGCUGACACUGCAAUGUUGUCUGGAGCCCCUCUCAAUGACAAGCGAAGCGGUCUUGACUAACCCGCCCAACUCGUCGACCCACUCUGGUUUGGUGAUCCCCGGCACCCCGGCCGCCGCUGCUCUCACCUCUGGUUGACUGGCAACCUCCACUCUCACUCCCUCACCCCAGAUCAGCUCCCUCUUCCUGGCUAUCUCCACUGCAGCCCGCAGAGAUGCUGGGUCCGACAUCUGAACAUGCUUACCCAGUUCGGUGGGGGAGAGCACUCUAAUAAAACUGUCCCGUGCCAGCUCGUCUUGCACCCCAAUCGGCAUAGUUGCAUAAGCCCGCCUGGUCAGGCUCAGAACACCACUUGCCAACGCCUUUAAUGAUUCCCCCUGAAGUCUAUUUUUGUUACUCAGUUCAAUCCGCAGCAUGUUGGGCUGUGCAUCGCUGCCGAAACGGCCCCCCAAUGCCUCCACUAGCGCACCGUAGUCGCCCCUCUCGUCCGGGGCUAGCGUUAGCAGGCAUUCCGACGCUUCCUCUGCCAGGCUCAGGGCAAGCUGUAACCCUUUCGUCUCGUCAGACCACCUCCCGGCUCUAGCCAACAACUCGAAUUGAGUGAAAAAAACGUCCCAUUUACCUUGUCCAUUGAACUUUGGAAGUUUAGCCGCUACCGUGGCUAAUGGCAAUAGGGCGCUGCCAUCUCUGGUUACAUAAGGAGGCCCAGCCAUUUCCGCACGCGGUGACGUCGAUAUCUCCGUCGCUGUGACGUCUGUUCUGGUCGAGCGGUAUGAAGGAAAACCCGCCCGUUCUGCCAUCUUGCUGACUGACAAUUUAACUUCCGCCAUGUGGCUCUCCAGCUCUUCUACAGCCGUCGUCGCCUGACCCUCCCGACCGGGUACACCCGAGCCCACAACAGACACUUCGUCCGACUCUUCCUUAAUUUUCCGCCUCGCCCCGAUCAUCAUGACCGUAGAUGCGAGUCACGCUAAAGCUAACCACGGCCUAUACUGAAACAGCUAACUCGCCUAAUCUCGAUCUAUCCCGUUGUUCGAAAGCACUUCUGACACCAAUGUAAUGACCCAGCUGGGUCAAAAAGUAAAAGAGAGACGGGCACCAGGUGUACAGGCAGAACACAGGUUUAUUCCUGAAUGGGCUAUUGUUCAGGCCACAGCCCACGUCGCUAAACCUCGAACGUACACAAAUAUAACAUGUCAAGUUAAGGGUCCCGAACAGAAGAGAGAGAGAUGAGACCGUAACCCCUAUUUAAGCAUUCCAAAACCCCGCAGGAUUACCCAUCACACCCCCCCAACCUUUCCAUCUGUCCAUAUUUAACCCCUGCUAGCACCCAUGAGAACGAUAACACACCCACGAACACAGAACACAAUACCGGGUCGUUACAAUACUAUAAAAUAAUAUAAAAUAAUGCCACGGAAUUCUAAGCAAAUCUUGUCUGCUAAAUGAACUAGUGUAGCCCACAGCCACAUGGCAUAGCCAGAUCAGGACCUAACAUAAGGACAACUCAGAAUAUGUUAUUCUGUUCUUCUGAAAUAGACUACAUUUUCUUCAUAUCAUCUUUCAUUAGACCUGUCUAUAAUAAAUAAUGGAUUUAUUGUGAUGGUGUAAGCUACAUUACAUGGAUUUAUUAGACUUAAAAUGUAGAUGUUCCAAAGGUCUGCAUCAGUGGCUUGUAGGCUGUGUGUGGAAGCCAGGAGAUGCUAAAUGUGUUUAUGUUAAGCAUACGGUUCCUUGCGGCGGGGGACGGAAGAGGCCGUGUGAAUGAGGAAAAACCAACAGAACAGAAAAUAAUACGUCGGUACAGACCAUAUCGUGGAAAAAUGGGGGGUGGGGAUGCGGACGUGGCUCCGUGUUAACCUAGGAGGUCCCGUCCGGUUGAACCUAGAGAUAGAUAAGACCGUGGAUAUAGGCCUGACUUGAAUAGCUAUCUCAAGGCUGAUUAGCCGAACGAACAAAACCUGCCAUUUGGUGUGCGAGGCUAGCUUGUUGCGAUGGAUCCGGAAAGUUAAAAGUCCGUUGAUUCAGUGAUCCGCAGGAAAAAACGAGUAUGUAUCUGGUCGGAUAACUGCUAACUGUGCGACCUGUGGCCGAAACAUGAAGCCGAAAAUAGUCCAGGGGCUAAGAGUCUGGGUGUCGGGGCCCUGGUGAAUAUGAAAAAGGGGGGGAGGGGAGGGGGGGGGGGGGGGGAAAAAGAGUGACUGGGGGGCGAGGGUCACUGGACAAUAUGGUGACAAAACGCUAACAAGGUGUGCUAAUCGCAAGUAAACUAGGUUUAGCUGGGUCCUCCCGUUCCGGAAAUAGGGGGACAGGGCUGGAUUUAGAUAGCCAUAGGAUAUGGGCCGGGGGUGGCUCGAGGGGCUCAGCGUCAGGCUAACGUGGUGCUUGCGUGGGCGGGGGGGGCGAAUGGGGGAUGAUUAUGCCACAGCAAGACAUCACCAUUCGGGUGUUGCUAGGCUGGAGUUGCAAUGCGAGUGUUAAUAUCGGCAGGUGUGAUUCAGAAUUAUAAAAAAGUCCGUCAGAAAACGGGUCGGCUAUGUUCUGUUACUAAAAGAGGAGCCCAAACGUGGGAAAAGAAUUACUUUACCCAUACACUAAUAAAGAAACACUAAGUCAUGUCCUCAAAAAAACAAUGACACCACCACACACACAAAACGAGAAGGGCAAAAAGGAAAAAAAGGAGAAGAGAGGACGGCAGGCAGCACAGCGAGGAAACACAAGGGAAAAAGCACACCCGAGAAGGGGGAAAGGAAACCAAAACACACAGCAGACAGGGCAAACCGACACAGGGGGCAGGCACACAGCAAGGGGGGAAAAACAACAAACACAAAAAACAACAACACACAAGAACCCCACCGAAGGGCAAACAGUCUUUGAUCCUGCACUUCCACGACACACACACGCCACACACACACACCACACACGACAACCCAAGAUCUUUCGCCACUGGUAAACACAAAGGGCACGACACGAGGGGGAGAAAAAGCACAAGGGGACCAUCAAACACAAGCACACACACGCAGCGAAAAAAAGGCCACACCGGUCUGUCCCAUCGUGACGACACACAGGCAACACACACACACAGCACGCAACGCAGCACACAGGGGGGGGACAAUUCUUUCCUCUCUGUGAGCACGGGGGCGAGGCACGUCUGUCAUGUCACACGAUAGCUAAAAAGAGGAGAAUAGGAAUUAAAUGCAUAACCUUUCGAGUGAGUUAACUCAUACAAACCACACACCAUAGGGGGGGGCACCACCAUACACCAAACAACCAUAGACCCACACCAUAGAGAUAAAAACACAAACACAAGGGGGGGGGGACCAAUACACCACAACACACUUAUAGCUCGUUGCGAGAACUGGGGCAUGAAUCUUAACCCUACCCAUGGGGGCCCCUGAUUUCCCCCCUCCCUAGCCAAGUCCCAUGAUAUUCAGUGCCCCUCCCUCCCUAGCCCAUGAAGCCAUUAUAUUUCACAUGCCCCUCCCUAAACCCACUGAAGCACCAUUAUAUGUCAGCCCUCCUACCAGUAAGGCCCAUGAUAUUAAGCAAAGAGCCCCUCCCUCCCUACCCAUGUCGGGGAGCAUGAUAUUCAUGACGCACAUCCCUACCCAUGCCCAUGAUAUUCAGGCCCCUCCCUCCCUACCCAUAAAAAAAAACCCCAAAAUGAUAACAAUAAUUCAAGGCCCUCCUACCCAUAGCCCAAAGAAUCUCAAAAGAGGGGCCCCUCCCGGGUCCCUACACCAUGGCGCCAUGGAUAGUGAUGCAUAAAAGUCAGCCUCCAUGCCCAUGAUAUUCAUGCCCUCCUCCCUAACCAUGCCAUGAUAUUCAGGAACCCUCCCUCCCUACCCAUAAAAAGGGAAAAGGCCCAUAGUAUAUUGUCGAGAAAAAAAAGAGCAGCCAAUCCCAACCACAUAAAUGCGCCGUCUGAUGGAUUCAGCAGACCUCCCUCCCUGAGGGAGGAAACCCAGUGGGGAAAGGAAUGGAAAGCCCAGGUAGAUAUUCAGGCCCGCUGGGUGCCCUCACCGUAGCCGCCUGCCCAUGAAUAUUCAGCCCCUUCCUCACUACCCAUGGGGGGGGGAGGGGCCAGCAUAUCUUCAAGGCCGGGGCGGCUCCCUCCCGGAAUACGGCAUGGGCCCAUGGAAUGAGUUCAGGCCCUGAAUCGCUCCCUACCCAUGGCCCAUGAUAGUAAUAACAGUAAGCCACCAUCCCUACCCAUGGAAGGCCCAUAUAAUAUCAGAAUCAAGGCGCCGCAAAUCACAACCGUCCCUACCCAUGAACCCUGAAGUAUUCAGGGUCAAGGCCCCUCCAUCCGUAUCCAAGGAUACCAUGAAUUACAGAAGGCCCCCUCCCUACCCGAGAAAGGGGAAUCGCCGUGAUUGGCGAGGGACCCGCGUCCUCCCUACCCGAUGUCAACCAGUGAUAGUUCAGAGCCCAAAACUCCCUCCCUAGCCUAAUUUCUCCGGAUUACAUAAAUUCAGGAGGCCCCAUCCCGAUCCUAUGGCGGGGCAUGCCAACAAUGGACAAAUAUUCAAUAAGGCCCCCUCCCUCCUACCCGAUGGCCAUGAUAUUCAAGUGGGGGCCCCUCCGCUACCACAAUGGGGCCCCUUGAUAGUUAACAGCCCCUCCCUCCUACCGCAUGGGGAGCCAUAAUAUUGCAGGCCCUCCCGGAAGGUACCCUAUCCAAUUGAAGUAGGGCCCAUGAUAUGUCAUCCCGGCUCGCCUCCCUAGGUAGGCCGCAUCAAGGGCCGCAAAAUAUAUAUUCAAGGUCACGCCUCCGUCCCUACCCAUGCCCAUGAUAUUGCAUGCCCCUCCAUCCCAAUAGCCAAUAGUCCCAUGAUAUUCACGGGCCGCCAUCCCAAUCCCGUAGGCCCCAUAGCCCAGAUAUUCAGCCCUCCCCUACCCAUGCCCAGCUAUUCAGGGCCCUCGCUAACGGCCAAAGAAGGCCCGAUGAUCUUCAGGCCCCUCCCAUCCCUACCCUGCACCGAUGUAGGUAUGUCAGGGUCUCCUACAACACUACCGGCAUGGGCCCAGAUAUUCAGGGGCCCCUCCAACGUCCACUAA